Molecule: messenger RNA, 1004 nt
Organism: Schistocerca serialis cubense
Lineage: Eukaryota; Metazoa; Arthropoda; Insecta; Orthoptera; Acrididae
Product: protein seele-like
Exons: 6
Coding region: 269-832 (187 amino acids)
Cellular component (GO): endoplasmic reticulum
Source: RefSeq, a predicted model, not a curated record
UGGCUAUGGUACAAUGCCAGGUAACUUUUAUCAGAACCAAUCAGAGGUACGAAACGUGUAUGUACGAAUUUGAAGUCCACGCGGAUCGCGUCAAUUACGUGAAUUGAGAUAUAAAGGGUCACCUAAAGGCUUGACUCGGUAUUUAGUAGUUCGUGUUCCUAAACGUGCAUUAUUGAUUCCUACGCUGUAUAGCAGAAGUUUGGCAGGCAGUGCUGGGAGCUGAGGAAUCGGUAGAUGUCAGCCAGUAUUGACUUGCUUCUGGUCGGAGAUGGCACAAAUGAGAUUUCUACUUAUUGUGGUCUUUGCACUGGCUUGCUCAGCAUCACAUGAUCCACAUAUUCUGCGAUGUUUGGUGUGUCAAAAGCUAGUUGAGGAAAUCGAAUUUGAAGUGCAAAAAGUAGACCCACGGAAGAAGGUCGAUGUGGGCAGCUACAGAAUUGAUGCGAAUGGAAAUCAGGAUCAGAGAGCAGUACCAUAUGCACGAUCUGAACUCCAUCUGACUGAAGUACUUGAAACAAUAUGUAACAAAAUGGAUGAUUAUGUUAGAGCCACCUACAAAUCAUCUGGAGAAUUGACUGUACUUAAACUUAUAACAAAUGAUGGCAAACUGAACGAAGACAUGGGCAAAGUUGAUGUUAUUCAAGAUUCUGAUUUAAACAGAAGCCUUAAAUUUUAUUGUGAAGGCAUCGUGGAGGAAAAUGAAGAAGCUAUUGUGCGCCUGUUCAGUCAAAAGGAAGAUGAUAUAGACAUAAAGUUGUGUACUGAAUCUGCGAAACUGUGUUCAAUAACUUUAGAAAAGGAACAAGAAUUAUCUGAAAAUGAUGAAUUAUGACGUGUGCCCUUAAUGGGUUGACGUCCCUGUUUCUAAAGAAGAGAACUGGGAAAAGACUUGACAUUUAGGCUCCUUUUGAGUUUUUAUGAAGAACUAUUCCAUGUACAGUAAUUAUUUAUGUAACUGACUGGUUGUUGUAGAUAUUGAGAUAAUACAGUAAUUCUGGUUUUUA